AUGUUAUCACGCCGAGAAAAGUUGUAUCAGCAACCGUGGGAUGAAAGAAGAUACAAAGAUCACAGGUUUAAGGUUGCGUCAGCUUUACCGGCUAUCGACGACCGGCCACCAGCACCCCGACCACACGUAGCCGUCAAACUCAAAAAGGUGCAAAGGGAACUUGACAGAAAGAUCAAGAUUCAAAAUGAAAACUUCAGCUUACUACAACGACUCAACACUGUCAUGAAAGUAAAUAGACUGGAUAACCGAUGGACGAAACCUUUGCCCAAUUUUCAGCAAAAAGUGGGUCAAUUCCAUGACGUGGAGACGCUAAAUACUCGCUUGGCUGCGAGAUAUGAAGAAUCGAAACAAGAAUCCUAUCACGGAACUACUAAGUGCUAUGCUUGUUCCAAAAAAUUGGAACAGAACAAAGCCAGCAUACAUUCUGCCAGCGAGUCAUCUCUUCCAUUAAUAUAUUUGGGACAAUAA
Molecule: messenger RNA, 468 nt
Organism: Leptosia nina
Lineage: Eukaryota; Metazoa; Arthropoda; Insecta; Lepidoptera; Pieridae
Source: the annotation of a GenBank genome assembly